Messenger RNA from Darwinula stevensoni, 1329 nucleotides. Lineage: Eukaryota; Metazoa; Arthropoda; Ostracoda; Podocopida; Darwinulidae. The record is from the annotation of a GenBank genome assembly.
AUGAAGGAUUCGGGCGAAGCGCUCCUCGACCUUGACAAGAUCUUCUUUUCCUUGUCGAGGAAACAGAUUAUCAAGAGUAAUGAAUGGUUGGAUAUGGUCCAAGAGAAAAGGCCAAAGAGUAAGAAGGAGAAAGUGCUCUUUCUUCAUCAGCAGAUACGCUGUGGAGGGGACAUGGCAUUCCCCACUUUAUUGGAGUGCCUCAAGGAGAAUAAAUACGAAGAUAUUGUAUGCAAAUCACUGAAAUUCAUCGAAAUGAAAGACGAAGAUUUCGCCAAAAAACUGCGCGGAGAUCUUGCAUUGAAGAUGGACCAAUCCAGCUCUCUUCAUGAUUACGCACCUUCACAGAAUGGUCUUGGAAUCUCCUCAAUCGCAACACUUACUGGGAGAAACGUCAAUAUUCCUGAUGAUCAGGUGUACAAGUUGGAGUCUGUCCCACCAGGACAGGUGCUCAUCGUGAACAUUAGGGAAUUUGACGAAAAUAAAAUGACGAAACGGAUCGGUUCAGAAAAAGAUAGGGACAGGAUUGAAAAACUAUUCAAGAGUUUUGGAUUCUCUGUCAGAGUCACUAAAAAAGAGGAUGUUGAAAAACUCGCCAGUCACCUGCCGCUCGAAGAAAAGGAAGCCCUCAUGGGUUACAUAAAGCUAGAGGAAAUGGUUGCGGAGAUCAAUGAUUUUGCGGAGAAAGUACGCGGGGACUGCUGCGUUGUCGUCAUCAUGAGUCAUGGAGAUCAAGGACCAGCUAUCCCAGAUCCUAAUCUCUUAGUCGCAGCUUCCAGUACCGAAUCCCAUGGUGCGGUCACUGAAACGAUGAGGGAGGCUCUGAAACAAUUACCUUUUGUCGUUUACUCUUCGGACAAAAAGCCACUAUUAGUGGAAUGGAUCAUUCAGAAGUUCAGCACCGUGGAAGCCUUGAAGGGGAAACCAAAGAUUUUCAUAAUUCAGGCAUGCCGGGCAGAUAAGAUAAAAACUCAAGAUGAAAUUUGGUGCGGGUCAUAUGACGGUGGUAUUCCGAUCGACGGCCUGGGAUCAGGAAGUCCCUUCUAUCCAGAUGAUACCUUCAUCGCCACUUCCACUUUCCCAUAUCACGUUUCCGUGAGGCCCACCAAAGGAUCGUGGUUCAUCCAGGCCAUCUGCGACGUCUUUGAAGCUCAUUCCAAUGAAAUGGACAGAAUAGACUUUCUUAGUCUCAUGAGAGAGGUCCAUAAAAAAGUGGCUGACAAGCCUGGAAAUUUCGGGCAACGACCGCAGCUGGACAUAAGAGGAAGCUUCAAGCUAUUGUUCUUCAAAUGAGUCUGAUUCCGGUUGAGAAUAAAGAUGCAUAUUCCCGAG